Molecule: messenger RNA, 2371 nt
Organism: Thermothelomyces thermophilus ATCC 42464
Lineage: Eukaryota; Fungi; Ascomycota; Sordariomycetes; Sordariales; Chaetomiaceae
Exons: 4
Coding region: 172-2271 (699 amino acids)
Molecular function (GO): catalytic activity
Source: RefSeq, a predicted model, not a curated record
UAUCGUCUCGCCCCCGGGUUACUAUGCGUGGCCAUGCAGUCACCCAGUCAGAGUAGUAAUGAAAUAAUUAAAUUUUAGUCCGGUCGACUGCAAUCACACUAUCAUUAUUAUAUUGUUUAUCAGCGAGCUAAUUAUAACCUUACACCCGCCGCACGAACCUGCAUAUCCAGAAUGACGAAACAUCAGCAAGCCAUUCAACCUCAAAUCAGCGAGCAGAUCGUUCGUUUGUGUACGUCGAGCGAGAGCGUCUCAUCGCUUCUGGCUCGCGAUGCGACACUAUCUCCCGGCGACGCCUGGGAGAAGCUUUACGGUCACCGCGCUACUAGGUCGGCUGCAAAGAGCAAGCAAGAGGUCGGCGAUGGGAAUGACAAGAGCAGUUGGGAGCUCACUGAGCACGAUAGACUGAAGAGGGCGGCCGAAUGUGGGAAAUGGGGACCAACCAGACCCAGCGACUUGUUCCUUGCGAUAUACCACGAUGCGCUGUCUACCCUUAACGAAGACCCUCGCCGAGCCAUGGUCAGCCCUUCCUUGAUGGGAAGUUAUGGAACAGUGCCUCUUACCAUCAUCUCUGUCUUGCCGGAUAUUGUCCGCCAUAUGUCCAAUGUCAUUGUUCAAGCGCAGAAGGAAGUAUACCUGGCAACCAACUAUUGGCAAAACAGCGUGGCCUCCAGGUACAUUACGAAUGCAAUCAGGGAACUCGAUUGCCGAGCCGGUGCGAGGGGUGCAAAAAUCGUUUUCAAGAUCCUCUACGAUCGGGGAAGCCCCAGACAGCUCUACAAGCCUCACUACAUCGUUUGUGAGAGAGAGGCUACCAGCCAAAAUGUCAACUUGCCGCAUCCGGAUGAGAUCCCGAACAUCGACAUGGAGAUUAUGAAUUUCCACACCCCACUGAUGGGGACCUUUCAUGCCAAGUAUAUGUUGGUUGAUCGAAGGAUUGCCCUUCUGCAGAGCAACAAUAUCCAGGAUAACGACAACCUCGAGAUGAUGGUGCGCUUGGAAGGGCCCAUCGUCGAUUCGCUCUACGACAUGGUUUUGAUAUCCUGGAACAAAAGGUUGAAUCCACCAUUACCUUGCCAAAGCGGCCCGGCUGAGGCAACUGGUCAUGGAGGGUUGAAGGUAUGGCCUGCGGGAGGGGCUGGGGAGCCUGCGACUGGAGCGGGCGCUGGCGAGAGUGCGGUACACUUUGUUGAGGAGGGUGUGAAUCUCAAUGGUACGGCCGGACACCAGAGUAAAUCCAGUCCUCAGAUGUCGACUCCCGAACGAGAUGGGAUUGGCGAAGCUGGCCGAACAGUCAGCACUUUUCCCACCCAAAGCGUGGGACACGAACCAUCCGCCCUCCCAGCGCACACCGCCGACGAUCCGCACUACGAUGACGAUAUCACAGGGGAGGUAGCCCGUGCCCAAUCGUUUUUGGCUCCCAAACCAAGGAGAACACACAUGCAAGCUGUUACCGAGCUGCUCAACCACACCGUCAACCAAGGUCUGCCCGGAGACCCCAACGCACCGGGCUGCGCCCCGGAGAACUUCAUGACACCGUAUAUUCCGCACCAAACCCACAUUCCUUAUCCGAUGGCUCUCGUCAACCGCGCGCCUUACGGUCCGCCAACCCAUUCAUCCGUCUCCACUCCUCAGAACGCCGCCUGGCUAUCCGCUCUGCGCUACGCCAGAGAUAGUGUCUACAUCAUCUCCCCAACCCUCAACGCCUCCCCCCUCAUUCCGGCCAUCAUCGAAGCCUGCGAGCGAGGUGUCGAUGUGUACUGCUACGUCUGUCUCAGCUACAACGACGCAGGCGAGCUCCUCCCCCGCCAAGGCGGCCACAACGAGAAGGUCGCUGCGGCCCUUCACGCCUCUCCGUCCCUGUCCCCCGCCGGUCGCCGACACCUGCACUACCACUGGUACGUGGCCAAGGACCGAACGGCGCCUGUGUCGCAGGCCCGCCGGCAGCGCAGCAGCCAUGUCAAGCUGCUGAUCGCCGACGGCCGCGUCGCCAUCCAGGGCAACGGCAACCAGGACACCCAAAGUUGGUUCCACAGCGAGGAGGUCAACGUGCUGAUCGACAGCCCCGCGCUGUGCGCAAGCUGGCUUGACGCGCUGCAGCGGAACCAGAACACCGCGCUUUUUGGCGCCGUCAACCGCAAGGACGGCGUCUGGAGGGACGCGGAGGGGCGGCAAGCCGACGGGGCGAUAGGACCCGACGCCGGCGGCGUGUUCGGGUGGGUGAAGGGCGUCAAGGGCGCUGUUGAGAGGCUCAGGGGAACGGGUGGAUUUUGAGAAGGACAUUUCAAUAAUUACUGAUGAUCAAUGCUCUGCCCGUUUUACUGAUUCGUUUCUUAGUUGCUGUUACCUGACCGCUAGGUUUGCGAUUGGGUUC